CUCGGUUUUCCUCAGCACCUCUGCUGAUUGGCAGCGGCAAUGGGGAUGAAGGAAGAAGAACCCGAUUACCAGAAGCAGUUUGACGCUGCUGUCCGUGUCAUUCAAGGCUUGCCCAAAAAUGGUUCCUACAGACCAUCCUACGAAGAAAUGCUGCGCUUCUACAGCUACUACAAGCAAGCCACGGUGGGUCGGUGCCAGAUCCCCAGGCCGGGGUUUUGGGACCCUAUUGGCAGAUAUAAAUGGGAUGCAUGGAACAGCUUGGGGAAGAUGACCAAAAUGGAAGCCAUGGCAGCUUAUAUCGCCGAGAUGAAGAAGGCUGCUCAGAAGGUCAUCAACACCGUGCCGUUGGAUGAGUCGUCGGAGGACAUGUUUGUAUACUUUGAACCCCUCUACGAAGUGAUACACGAUAUGCCCAGGCCCCCUGACUCCUUCUUCAAGAAGAAAACAGUGAAAACGGGCUCAGAGUUUGCCGUGCUCCACAACGGCUCUUUAAGGGGACCGGCCGAGAACAUCCCACCAGAACACGGAGAGUGCAAUCAAACAGGCUAUGCAGACAAAGAAAGCAAGAGCAUCCAUGUGCCCAGCGAUUCGGAGAGCGAGGUCUUCUUUGACAGCCUGGAACCCGGGGAACCCAAUGAGGAUAGGAGGCUAUCAGCCAUGCCAAACCUCCCCCUGAACAAUAUUCAGAGUGGAGAGAAGACUGGAUAUAAGACUUCAGCAUCUCCAACCAGGGAAGGGAAACCCAACAAAGAGAGGGGUCUCGGCAGCAGUGCAGGUGCCGUGAUCCAGCAAGACCUUGACCUGCAGGUGAUGAGCGCCAUUCAAGCUUUGCAGGAGGACAUGAAGAAAGUGAUGGAGAGACUCGGCUACCUGGAAUCCCAGGCAGCUUUCCAGGGCCACACGUCGAUGCUGAAUCCUUGUCGGCCAACCUCCUCGCACAACAGAAAGGAACCGCCAGGUUGGCCCUCACAGCUGUCUCCUCGCACCUGGUUUUUCCUGCUGGCUUGGCCUUUCAUCAUCCAAUGGCUGCAUUGGUAUUUUCAGAGGAAGAAGAGGUGAAUUGCGCAAAGACAUCAAACCCCCUUGGAAAAAGCAAAAGAAGCCCUGGCACUUUUGAACUCUGAACAUUCGACGCUUGCCAACUUUUCCAGCCUAGCAGGGAUGGGCACGCCUUGAAGGGUUUUUGCCUAACCCCAAUGCUGCAAUCUUGGGAUACGGGUGGGUGGUCAGUGGAUGGGGAAAGAUAUUUAAUCAAAUUUGGGUGGUGCUAACCAGUACGCUUUUUGGGGGGGGGAGGCAGGUAGCGCUGUAGGUUAAACCACAGAGCCUAGGACUUACCGAUCAGAAGGUCGGCAGUUCGAAUCCCCG
This is a messenger RNA of Podarcis muralis (Common wall lizard), 1368 nucleotides long. The record is from RefSeq and is a predicted model, not a curated record. Lineage: Eukaryota; Metazoa; Chordata; Lepidosauria; Squamata; Lacertidae.